CAGACUUUGUAUAAACUAAUAUUGAAAGACAGAGAGACCUAGAGGCUAGAGAACGAUCAUAGAUCCGAUCCCCUUCGAUCCCAAUCUAACGACCAGGAGAAUCAUCAUAUUUAGCCAUGGAGUCCACAAGAAACUGCAAGCUUGGAUCGUCAAACGCAAAGGACCAAACACUCUUAGACUUUCCUUAUGAUCUCUUACAACUUGUAGUUUCCCAUCUUCCACUGAAAGACAACAUCCGCGCUUCUACUGUCUCCAAAACAUGGCAACAAGCUUGUCUUUCCGUUAGAGUUCCAGAUAGACCUCCUUGGCUCAUCUACUUUUCGAAAACAGAGGAGUCAUCAUGUGAACUCUAUGACCCAUCAACGCAGAAAAGGUACUACCUCUCGUUUCCUGAGCUCUCUGGUUCUCGUGUAUGUCACUCCAACGAAGGUUGGUUACUCAUGUACAAUCCCAACUCGUUUCAACUCUUCUUCUUCAACCCGUUUACUCGUGAUCGCAUCCCCUUGCCGCCGCUCUGGAUGGCUUAUGAUCAGAGAAUGGCUUUCUCUUGUGCUCCUACAUCAAGUAACUGUCUCUUGUUCACUGUCACUAAUGUCACUCUACAUAACAUCACCGUCAAGACAUGUUAUCCUAAUGCUGAAGAGUGGAACACGUUUGUGUUCAAGAAUCAGUUACCGGUUAGUACUUUCGAGCAGAUUGUUUUCUCCAACGGUGUUUUCUACUGCUUCACAAACACUGGCCACUUAUCGAUCUUUGACCCGUCUUCAAGUUCUUGGAACGUUCUUCUUUCCGGACAACCUCUUAAAAAACAUCAUGGAAGCAACGGAUGUUUCAUGACACAGCACCAAGGAGAGAUCUUUCUCAUAUACAUGUUCAGCCACAUGAACCCAACUGUGCUUAGACUUGACUCUACAAGCUGUGAAUGGACUGAGAGGAAAACACUGGGAGAGUUGACAAUCUACGCUAGUGGUUUGUGUUCUGAAACUAGAGCUGAGCAGAAGCAGCCAAGUGGAGUAAGGAACUGUUUGUGUCUCUCGGUGUUCCAUGGAUUCAAGAGGAGUUGUAUAUACUAUGAGGUUGAUGAAGAGAGUGUGGUUUCCUUGAAGUGGAAAAAGUCUGACCCCUAUGCGAAUAUUUGGAUCAUGCCACUCUUAAACCCUAUACUUAAUCAACUUCUCUAAUAGUAUUAAAAGACAUGUACAAUAUACUUAUUUACGAAUGCUGAAAAUGGAAUGUCUCAUAAGCUUUGUAAUGUUACAAACAACUCUAUAUUUCUGAUCUCACACUCAUAAGCUGAUUAACAAUGUUGUGUCCUAAAUCAUUAAAAAAAAAAAUAGAAAUCAAGCAAGCAAACCAAAACAAAUCAGAAAUGGAAACCAUAUCAAACUGAUGAACUGGUAAAAUAAGAGGAAAAAAAAAUGAAAUCUGCUGCCUAUAAUAAAACUCUAUGCAGCAAGCAACAUUGGAUGAUGAAUGAGAAGCCAAACUUGCACCUUCCUUCUUUGGAA
This is a messenger RNA of Brassica napus (rape), 1508 nucleotides long. Its product is annotated as F-box protein At3g56470-like. The transcript is spliced from 2 exons. NCBI's taxonomy places the organism in Eukaryota, Viridiplantae, Streptophyta, Magnoliopsida, Brassicales, Brassicaceae. The coding region runs from base 117 to 1181 and encodes 354 amino acids. Gene Ontology annotation, molecular function: protein binding. The record is from RefSeq and is a predicted model, not a curated record.